AUGGCAUCAUCUUCUACUUCAAGCUCCAAGAAGGCAGCUUCCUCCUUGAAGAGUUUUAUCAAAGAUGUUAGAGGCGCAAAAACUUUAGCUGAUGAAAGAGCAAUUGUUACUAAACAAUCAGCUAAAGUGAGAACUAAAUUAAGAGACGAUCAUCUAUCUCAUUCCAAGAGAAGAACAAACAUUCAGAAGUUGUUAUAUCUCUACAUCCUUGGUGAACAGACCCAUUUUGGUCAAGUUGAAUGUAUCAACUUGAUUGCCUCAGACGAUUUUGUUGAUAAAAGAUUGGGUUAUUUAUCAACAAGUUUAUUAUUGGACGAAUCCGAGGACUUAUUGACAUUAUUAACAAAUAUACUAAGUAAUGAUUUGAAUCAUCCAUCAAAUAGAUAUAUCGUUUCAUUAGCUUUGAAUACUCUCGGAUCUUUAACUUCUAUUGAAUUGGCUAGAGAUUUAUUCCCGGAUGUGCAAAAAAUUAUCAAACAUUCCAAGUUUAAUAGAGAACCGCUAAUCAUGAAAAAAUGCCUACAAUGUCUAGCUAAAUUAAUAACUAAGGACUCUUCAUUAUUAGAGAUCUUAGAUUUAGAGGUCAUUGAGUACUGUCUUGACUCAAAUCUUUUCAGGAUGAAUCAUGGUGUUCUAUUAAGUAUUUCUAAAUUAUUUCAAGCAAUACUAUUGAGUUAUGAUUCAAUUUCCAGAAAUAAUGACCAAUAUGAGAUUGAAAAUUACAAUACUAAGGUUAUACCAUUCAUUUCUAAAUAUAUACCAACUCUUUUUGAAAAAUUAUUGGGUUUAAUGAACGAUAUUACACCAGAAUUUAACGUUCAAGGCACAGCUGACCCAUUCUUACAAUGUGACUUAAUUUAUACUUUGACGUUAUUUUUCAAUUUCCCUAAAGAAAUUGAUGACAUAUCAAAACAUGGUGAUAAGUUCAUUAACGUGCUCAUUCAAGUGGCCAAUAAUACUUCCUCUACUACUGGUCCAGGUAAAGUUGUUCUUUAUGAAACAACAAGAUCAAUUUUCUCCUUGAAAAAUUUCAAUGAAACUGAAAUGAAACCAUUGUAUACGUUAGGGAUCAAUACAUUAGCUACAUUUCUGAAAGCUAAAGAUAAUAAUACCAAAUAUGUCGCGUUGAACUCAUUAGUAAAGGUGAUACCUUAUGAUCCCGAAUCUGUUCAAAGACAUAAGAAAUUCAUUUUGAACUGUCUUAAUGAUCAUGAUAUUUCCAUUAAAAUGAGAGCCAUUGAAUUACUUUUCGCUAUAUUGAAUAACGGAAAUUUAAUUGAAUUAAUCAAUGAAAUCAUGAAUUUCUUGGAAAACCUAUAUGCAAAUCAAUUCAAAAAUUUUAAUGAUGAUUGGGAAAAGAUGAUUCAUUUAAUUAUCGACUCUUUGAUUGUUGCAUUUAAAAAAUUCUCAAUCGCUGAGGAAACGGGGAAUCCAAGUGAUGAUUCUAUUUGGAAGUUAAAAAUUUUAAUCAAAAUUCUAAAACUUGUAGGUAAUUUCAUUGAUAUGGAAACCAUUAACGAUAUUUUAAUCUCAUUCAACAAUACUGAAAAUAUAGAUCAUAAAUUUCAAUUAAUUUCAAGAAUGUUAUUGAUUUCAUUGAAACCAGAAACUUUGAUGGAUGAAAUUGCGGAGAAUAAUAUAGCAUGGAAUAUUGUCUCGAUUUGGUGUCUCGGUGAAUAUAGCGAUUCACUUUUACUAAAUAAAAAUGUGGCAAUCAAUCAUGAAGUAAUUAACGAAUUUACCAUAGCCUCAUAUUUACAAAAAAUGGAUGAGAGUUAUAGAAUUGAUAAAGAUGUUAGUGCGAAGACGUUAAUUCAUUAUUUAUUAACUUCGGCUCUGAAAUUAUCAGUUAAACUAAAUGAUAAGCGUUGUAUUGAAAACUUGAGACGACUAAUACUGAAUAGAACUAAAGAUUCUGACUUAAUGAUUCAAUUGAAAGCAGUUCAAUACGAUAUUCUUUUCAACCAACCAGCGAAUGUGAAAAAAGUAUUAUUAAGUGCAAUGCCUAUUUUUGAGAAUUCAAGCGCAUCUCCUUCAAUUGAUACGGCAGCCACUAUGGAGAUAAAAUCAGGUAAAACCAAGAAAAAUGAUCUUCUAUUGGACUUGUUGGAUUAUAGUACUGAUGAGCUACAAGAGCAAAAGAAAGAAAAACCUGCUAAUCUACUUCAAGAACUUCUCCAACCUAAUACUACUAAUAAUAAUAGCAGUUCUACAGAACAACAACAAAAACCAAUAAUAACGCUACCAGAUGAUGCGAAAGAGAUCCAUUCUAGUGAGAAUAUCGAAGUUUAUUCUAAACUAAUUUCUCAUGAAGAAGGGUUCUUCCAAAUGGAAUUAUAUUUCAAGCCCCUCAUAUCUAUAAAUAAUUUGAAGACAUUCUGUGCUGUAACUAAAACCCAAAAAUUAACAUUAGGUCAACUUUUCUGUUCAACAACAAAUAAUGAUACCUUUCCAAAACAUUCAAUAAUUAGACAAUCACUGAAAGUAACGGGGACUGGGAAAUUGAAAUUAAGACUCAAAUUGACAUUCGAAAGUAACGAUACAGGUUCAGAAUUAUCAGAACAAUUCGAUCAUAAAUUUGAUCAAACUUUAUAA
Molecule: messenger RNA, 2595 nt
Organism: Naumovozyma dairenensis CBS 421
Lineage: Eukaryota; Fungi; Ascomycota; Saccharomycetes; Saccharomycetales; Saccharomycetaceae
Gene: APL4
Product: AP-1 complex subunit gamma
Exons: 1
Coding region: 1-2595 (864 amino acids)
Biological process (GO): receptor-mediated endocytosis; intracellular protein transport; Golgi to vacuole transport
Cellular component (GO): AP-1 adaptor complex; membrane coat; Golgi apparatus
Molecular function (GO): clathrin-cargo adaptor activity
Source: RefSeq, a predicted model, not a curated record